AUGGCUCUCCUCGCGACCGCCUCCGCCGACAACACCAUAAACAUCUACUCGGUACCCGCUGAGCCGACGCCCAACACACCCUUUAAACUGCUGCGGACUCUGCGUGCCCACCUCGCCGGUGUCAACGCGAUCGCAUGGUCACCAGUCGGUCCACCGUACACACUGGCGUCAGCCAGCGACGACAAAUCGAUUCUUCUCUGGUCGCCCUUGUCGUCGGAUUUCCCAAUCUCGCCGUCUCCACUGGUCGGACAUAGCAACUACGUGUACUCUUUGGCGUUCAGCCCGAAAGGCAACAUGCUGGUGUCCGGGUCGUACGACGAAGCAGUCUUUCUGUGGGACGUGCGCGCGGGCCGGGUGAUGCGGAGUUUACCUGCCCAUUCUGACCCGGUAGGCGGCGUAGAUUUCCUACGCGACGGAAGCAUGGUCUGCUCGUGCGCGGGCGACGGGUUGAUCCGGAUCUGGGAUGCCGGCUCAGGCCAAUGUCUCAAGACACUGGUGGACGAAGACCGACGGCCGGUCACCAGCGUGCGGUUCACCCCGAACGGCAGGUUUGUGCUAGCAUGGACGCUGGACAAUUCGAUCCGCUUGUGGCGGUACACCGAGGGUGCCUGCGUCAAGACGUACCAGGGUCAUGUGAACCAGGAGUACAAUCUCAGCGGGACCGUAGGGAACUACUACUCGUCCACCAACCCUGGGGCUGGGGCUGAAGCGUUCCUGGCGAGUGGCAGUGAAGAUGGCGACGUGGUCGCGUGGGAUGUCACGAGCAAGGAAACCCUCUGGCGCGGCAAGGGACACAGUGACGUGGUGUUAUCUCUAGAUUUCGGCAGGACCAAGGCCGGCCAGGGCCUUUUAGUCAGCGGAGGCAAGGACCGCGAUUUGCGCGUGUGGAGUCUCGAUGGAGAAGCCGAGCGAAGAAGACAAGAUCUUGCAAGAGCAGGCAGUGAUGAAAUGGAUCCCAACAUGGGCAUGGACAUGGAUGUCGACAUGCAGGCGCCUGCUGAAGCAGAACUAGAUCUGAACAAUGACCAAACAGAACAGGACAGACACAGAGGGCCGGAACGGCCGGAACAGAAGCCGGCUGCUGAGAAUGGAACCGCUAUGGACGUCGAUGUCAACACGCCGGGGCUGGAGACUACAUGA
Capronia epimyces CBS 606.96 is the source of this 1140-nucleotide messenger RNA. RefSeq lists its product as uncharacterized. NCBI's taxonomy places the organism in Eukaryota, Fungi, Ascomycota, Eurotiomycetes, Chaetothyriales, Herpotrichiellaceae. Bases 1 to 1140 code for a protein of 379 amino acids. Gene Ontology annotation, molecular function: protein binding. The transcript has a single exon. The record is from RefSeq and is a predicted model, not a curated record.